Emiliania huxleyi CCMP1516 is the source of this 1201-nucleotide messenger RNA. RefSeq lists its product as hypothetical. Gene Ontology annotation, cellular component: nucleus; cytoplasm. Bases 32 to 955 code for a protein of 307 amino acids. Gene Ontology annotation, molecular function: protein serine/threonine phosphatase activity. Gene Ontology annotation, biological process: double-strand break repair via homologous recombination; peptidyl-serine dephosphorylation. NCBI's taxonomy places the organism in Eukaryota, Haptophyta, Isochrysidales, Noelaerhabdaceae. The transcript is spliced from 7 exons. The record is from RefSeq and is a predicted model, not a curated record.
GAGGCCGGUGCAGGCCGGCGGCGGCGCAGGAAUGGCGGGCACGUCCGAUCUGGACCGCCAGAUCGAGCAGCUGCGCCGCUGCGAGUACAUCAAGGAGGCGGAGGUCAAAGCGCUCUGCGCAAAGGCUCGAGAGAUCCUCGUCGAGGAGUCCAACGUGCAGAGGGUGGACGCGCCAGUCACGAUCUGCGGCGACAUCCACGGCCAGUUCUACGAUCUGAAGGAGCUCUUCAAGGUGGGCGGCGACGUGCCUGACGCCAACUACCUCUUCAUGGGCGACUUUGUCGACCGCGGCUUCUACUCGGUCGAGACCUUCCUGCUGCUGCUUGCGCUCAAGGUGCGGUAUCCGGACCGCAUCACGUUGAUCCGAGGCAACCACGAGUCGAGGCAGAUCACGCAGGUGUACGGCUUUUAUGAUGAGUGCUUGCGCAAGUACGGCUCGGUCAACGUCUGGCGGUACUGCACGGAGAUCUUCGACUACCUGUCGCUCUCGUCGCUGAUCGAGGACAAGAUCUUCUGCGUGCACGGCGGCCUCUCCCCCUCCAUCAACACCCUCGACCAGAUCCGCGUCAUCGACCGGAAGCAGGAGGUCCCUCACGACGGCGCGAUGUGCGACCUGAUGUGGUCCGACCCGGAGGACAUCGACGGCUGGGGCUUGUCUCCGCGAGGCGCGGGCUACCUCUUUGGCGGCGACGUGGUCGCCCAGUUCAGCUCGACCAACUCGAUCGACCUGAUCGCGCGCGCGCACCAGUUGGUGAUGGAGGGGUACAAGCACAUGUUCAACGACACGCUGGUGACCGUCUGGUCGGCGCCAAACUACUGCUACCGCUGCGGCAACGUCGCCGCCAUCCUCGAGCUGGACGAGCACCUCAACAAGAACUUCAAAAUCUUCGAGGCGGCGCCGCAGGACCAGCGCGGCGUCCCCGCGAAGAAGCCGGCGCCAGACUACUUUCUGUGAUCCCAGCGAGGGGAGAGGGGGUCCGGCCCCCCCUCCCACCUUCCUGGGUCCCGCGUGUCGAGUAGUGCAUGGCGGCGGCGGCGGCGGGCGCCCGUGUGGAGAGCAUUGUGUGAGACUCACUGGGACUGGGGGCGCAGUCCGCCGCCCGCCCCGCCCGUCUCCGUGACUGCAUCCCCCGACGCCCGAUUUCGCGCCCAUUAUUGUACGUUGAACGCGUUAUUGCGCGCAGGCAUGAGAGAAACCGAC